Molecule: messenger RNA, 297 nt
Organism: Eremothecium sinecaudum
Lineage: Eukaryota; Fungi; Ascomycota; Saccharomycetes; Saccharomycetales; Saccharomycetaceae
Gene: SUS1
Product: Sus1p
Exons: 1
Coding region: 1-297 (98 amino acids)
Biological process (GO): regulation of transcription by RNA polymerase II; positive regulation of DNA-templated transcription; poly(A)+ mRNA export from nucleus
Cellular component (GO): nuclear pore; SAGA complex; DUBm complex
Molecular function (GO): chromatin binding; transcription coactivator activity
Source: RefSeq, a predicted model, not a curated record
AUGACAUCAAGUGAUGAUGAUGCCGUAGAACUUAGGGCGCAAAUCCAGCAGCACCUAGUUGAAACCGGAAACUAUGAACGUAUAUCAAAUAAACUAUCACAGAGCUUGUUAGAUGAAGGUUGGAUAGAUCUAGUUAAAAAAGCUACAAAAGAAGCCAUUGAAGAUUCGACUUCGAUUAAUUUCUUUGAAAUAUUGCAAAAGGUUGAGCCUGAAGCUGUGAAGAUGGUUUCAACGAAAACUAAGAAUGAGAUUAUGCAACAAAUUAAGGCAUUUCUAUGUGAAAUAGUGGACACAUGA